Molecule: messenger RNA, 4468 nt
Organism: Artibeus jamaicensis (Jamaican fruit-eating bat)
Lineage: Eukaryota; Metazoa; Chordata; Mammalia; Chiroptera; Phyllostomidae
Gene: PAG1
Product: phosphoprotein membrane anchor with glycosphingolipid microdomains 1
Exons: 9
Coding region: 683-1969 (428 amino acids)
Biological process (GO): intracellular signal transduction; negative regulation of T cell activation
Cellular component (GO): plasma membrane; membrane raft
Source: RefSeq, a predicted model, not a curated record
CCAGCCUCUGCUCCUCGAGGCUGUCAUUCUCCGCUGCACCGCGGUGGUUGGGGACUGCAGCUCCCUCCCUCCUUUCGUCCUCCUCGGCCGGCCUGCGAGCUCACGAUGUGACCGAGCCUGGGAGCAGGCUGACGGCUCUGCGGCAACAGUGCCUCGGCUUCUGUCUGGCCGCGUUCCCUGCGCAACUGCGAUUCCCUACGAGCAGAGACGGAGACACGCACCAGGGACUCGAAGCGCGCCCUCCCGGCCCGGUGCAGCCGCAGCAGCUGCCGCAGCCGCCGCAGCCGCAGCUGCCGGGGCACCGCGGAGCUGAGGCGGCUGGUGCAGAGCUGGGCUACCGGCCGCGCGCAGCUGAGCGCGAUCUCCAAGAAGGCGCCCUGUCUGCUGCGUCCCAGCGAGUUGACUGCAGUUUCUGAAGUUGGAGGGAGCCGUGAGGAGGAGAGGCCAAGACAGAAGAGAGAACUCUUGCCACCACAUUUGAGAAGGAUGAUAUUGGCAGAAUUGUGAAUAGUUACUUAGACAAACUUUUCUCCAAGAGGCAAGUAUGGGCUGCGUGCAACAGAAGAAAUGACCUGUGACAGGAGGUACCUUCAGGCAAAGCAGGGACGCAGCCCUCACCCAGCGUCUCCAGCUCCAAAGGACUGACGUACUCACCAGCCCAGCGCCACCUCCUGGUUUUACCAUGGGACCCUCUGGGAGCCUGCUAGGCAGUGAACACUUGCAGCUUGUCCUUUUGGGGAGUUUGGCAGCUGCCACCACUUUCUUCCUCAUCACCUUCCUCAUCUUCCUGUGCUCCAGCUGUAACAGAGAAAAGAAGCCGAGACAGUACAGCGGAGACCACGAGAACCUGAUGAAUGUGCCUUCAGACAAGGAGGUGACCAGCCAUUCAGUGACCAGCCUGGCCACAGAUGUUCCUGCCAGCAGUGAGCAGAACGGGGCUCUCACCAAUGGGGACAUUGUCUCAGAAGACAGCACCGUGACCUGCAUGCAACAUUACGAGGAGGUCCAGACCUCAGCUUCCGACCUGCUGGAUUCUCAGGACAGCACAGGGAAACCCAAGUGUCACCAGAGCCGGGAACUGCCCAGAAUUCCUCCAGACAGUGCAGUGGGCACAAUGGUCAGUGCGGGGAGCAUGGAUGGAGACCCAGGGGCGGGGACGGAAGGGCCGUACGAAGUGCUCAAGGACAGCUCGUCCCAGGAGAACAUGGUCGAGGACUGCCUGUACGAAACUGUCAAGGAGAUCAAGGAGGUGGCUGCAGCUGCGCCUCCGGGCAGAGGCCCCAGCGGCCAGUUCAAAGUGACCUGCGCUUUGAAGGAGCUCCCAGCCAAGGGCAGAGCCGACUUCGCUGAAUAUGCCUCUGUGGACAGGAACAAAAAGUGCCGGCAGAGUGUGAACGCAGACAGUGUUCUGGAGGCUUCCCAGGAUCCAGAGGAGGAGGCCCCACCACCAGUCCCCGUUAAACUUCUGGAUGAGAAUGAGAACCUUCGAGAGAAAGACGACAGGAAGGCAGGAGAGGAAGGUGCCCCGGAAGGGACGAGUGACAGCAACAAGAGAUUUAGUUCCCUGUCAUACAAGUCCCGCGAAGAAGACCCAACUCUUACAGAAGAAGAGAUCUCGGCUAUGUAUUCAUCUGUACACAAACCUGGGCAACAUGGGAAUAAGUCAGGACAAUCACUUAACGCACCAGAGUCCAGCUCAGGAGCUGUUCAGAGGCCCCUGUCUUCCUGUAAUGACCUCUACGCGACCGUUAAAGACCUUGAGAACGCUCCCAACAGCGUCGGCACCAUUCCACAGGCAGGGAGACCCGGGGAGGAGCCUGAGCCCGACUACGAGGCAAUCCAGACUCUGAGCAGAGAGGAUGAAAAGGCCGUCCUGGAGACAAGUGGCCACCGCGGCCCCUGUCCAAAGGAGAAUGACUAUGAGAGCAUUGGGGACUUGCAGCAAUGCAGAGAUGUCACCAGGCUCUAGAAACUCAGAAGACAGCCCCUGAUAGCCUAGGACCAUCUGGUAGGGGACAGGAAGUAGACACGGAGCAGUGUGCCUCCCACUUCAGAUGCUGCUUUGGUGACUGAGGACAGUGAAGCUGCCCAGACAGUUUGGGAACAGAAGGGUGCACACCUGGCUGCCAGGCACUGCCACACCCAAGCACAGUCCUCGUGUCCCCACAUCCUCAGGACAGGUCCCGGCUGUCAGCGGAGGAACCACCACUCCACCUGCCUAAAUACUGCCGUUCAGAAGAGCCAGGUUUCCUUCCUCCCUUCUUUGGUUGCUGUCUGCUAUUUCCCCCCUUGAAAUCUCCCCAUUUCUACUGGUUCGUUCCGAGGAAAUUCACCCACAGGGCUUGGCCUUGGCCUUUGCCUUCAGCACAGGUGUUUUCAGAUGGUAAGAAACCAUGGUUGGUUGCUGGUCCUGUCAGAUCCCCUUAGGGAUCUUGAGUCUUCAUGCCUUCUGAUACAGACACUCCACAUCAGCAGCUUCUCCCAAAGGAUUUGAAGUCAUUUUUAGAUGCUUUAUUUUAUUUUUCUAGUUGAAACAAUUUUCCUCCCAGUAUUUGAAACUUCAGAACCUUUGAAGUAUUUGUGGUGACCGCUGUGGUACUACUGUACUUGUUUUAGCCCUGGGCCCAUUCCUCCAAAACAGAGAGCCUUAAUGUCUAUGUUGGGACGCAGACCUCACUCCUGGACAGCCCAUGACGGCCGCCUCUGACUGGCUGUGGACUUGAACGUGUGUUUCCGAUGAUCUGUGAGGCCACACCAGCAGCAUGAGUUCCAUAAGCGAACUGCUACCCUAAGGUAAUCUAGCUGAGAUUAAAAUGUAAACAUUUAUUUUUGUUAUAUAAAUUUAUAUGGUGUUUUAUGUUUAAUGCCUAAUUUCUAGGAAGUGCCAGAAAGAUGUAUAUUAACUAUCUUGAUUUUAUGUACAUUGAUUUACACUUUCAUUUUGAAAAGAUACCUUAAAGCACAUAAGCUAGGAAGUUACAAGGCAUUAUUAUCGUUUUUCUAACCAAGUGUUUAAAACGAGGAAGGUUUUUAAAGACUCAAACUUGUCAAAUGGUACUUAGAGCUCUUGAUCAAAAUCAUCUAGCUCUCAGAGAAAUCAGUGGAAUAAUCAUAAAUGAUCAUUUUCAGUGGUUUGUGAUGGGAAAUAUUGAAAAAUUUGAACUGGUAAAUGGAAAGAACAAAAUCUGACUAAGGAUGACUGUUUAUACCUUACUCAGAAAGGUAUAAAUAACUCAAGGUUUGGUUACAUUUUGAAGAAAAUGAUGAAUUCUGUAGUCCAGUACUGGCAAAUACUGGGUAAUUUUUUCCCUUCAUUUUACAAAAAUCAGUGUUUGUAAUAACUCAGAUUGAAGAUAAGCCUGGUUUGAAUUUAAUCGUUUCUUUAGAUUUUAUAAGGCCAACUUUGGGAAAGUUACUCACUUUUCACUUUAAAAGGAACCUGGUCAUUAUGGGCUACAGAGAGGGAGCUGUCUACACUGUUAAAGGGAAAUCAGAGAGACAAGCAAUCCUUCCACAGUGCUGGGGUAUCUGUGACUUUUCAUAUUGUACCACCUUGCUGUCGUCACUCGUCAUGACAAAGAAUGUGAUUGGGAGGGGGAAGCAUUUGAAAACUCCAGGGACCCUGCUCACUGACACUCAGUGAGGUGUUUUCCAUCCCUCACACUCACGGCUUGGUUUGCGACUGCUCUGCCAUAUGUUUCUGAAAUUGUGAAGUGAGCUCUGUUCGGGCGCACUGGUUGUGAAUUUUCACUCAGCCUGGCCACUUGCUUCAAGACCCCGUGUGCAUGAGCACUGCCGUCCUGAUGAGAAGAUAAUGGCAGAAUUCCCUCAGAUUAGGGAGUUGCCAGGAUGGUACAAGACUGUUUGUGCCUGGUACUUUUCACUGCUUAAUAUUAAUGAGUUUGACCCAGCCGUCCCUGUGUCAUGGGGUCCUGCAGUGUGUGAUGACAACCACGGCGCCCUAGCACUGUGCCUGCGGCAUCGUGUCCUUCGGGAGAGCCUGACCGUUCGAAAGUUUACUGUAUUCUAUGAUGUUGUAUUUAUUGCCAGGGAAGUGAGUAUCAUCUCUAAAGUAUAAAAACCAUCUAAAGAGAGAGAGAGCCUUUUUAUAAAUAAUCACAUCCUCUUGAAAUUCCAUUAUCAUCAGAGUUUCCCCCAGAAGCGUUGAAAUGCAGGCUGUGCAGUACAGCCAGAAAAUGUGCACUGAAGUAUCUCUCUUGAUUCGAGAGCUGGUGCUAAGAAUAAGUUGGAAUACAAAGUGUUGUAAGUUUACUCUAAGGGGAGCUAUUAGGUCCUCCAGCACAGAUCCUGAAAACGAGUGACAGCAGAGCCUUGGAGAGGUGGAAACUCGGCUUCCAGAUGCGGCUUCCAGACAUGGCUCUGUUCUGCAGACCACUGGCACCUGAGUGAGGGGUGUUUAUUUAUGGAUCAUCGCCGUUUUGACCUUAUACUCAGUGUUUCAUAAAUG